AUUAUAAUGUCAUCCUCAAUGAUAGUCCCAGUUAUAGAUGUGCAGGGAAACAACUUUAAGGAGUUGUGGGCAGCAAUUGUGAUAGCCAUUAAAACGUCUUCAUUCAUCGCCAUUGAUACGGAACUGAGUGGUCUUGGAUCAAGGAAAGCACUUCUAGCUGAAUCCAUUGAAGACCGGUACAAAGCCAUAUGCCAUGCAGCUCGCACACGCUCCAUACUUUCACUGGGCUUUGCUUGUUUUAAAAAGCUUGACGACAAAGCGGACAGCACAUACCUGGUCCAGGUUUACAAUCUGACCUUGCUUUGUUCUGAGGAAUACAUCAUUGAACCUCAGUCGGUGCAGUUCCUUGUACAACACGGAUUUGACUUCAACAAACAAUAUGCUGAAGGCAUUUCUUAUUAUAAGGGUAAUGAUAAAGGAGGUGAUGCCCAUGGCGUAAACAUGCGCUCCUUGUUCGUAGAACUGCUUAGGGCCAACAGGCCCUUAGUGGUCCAUAAUGGUCUGAUUGACAUGGUCUUCUUGUACCAAUGCUUUUAUGCCCAUCUUCCUGAUCGACUGGGCACCUUCAUUGCCGAUCUGUCCCAGAUGUUUCCCUCAGGCAUCUAUGACACCAAGUAUGCAACGGAGUAUGAGCUGCGGUUUACAGCCUCAUACUUGGAAUAUGCCUAUAAGAAGUGUAAGCUGGAAAAUAGCAAAGCCAUUGCAGGAGGUGGCAAUGGGAGUCAUGUGUUCCUAGAGUUUUGUAAAUAUACAGGCAACAUGCAGACCUACAUAGACUACAGACCAUGCUUGGACAACCAGAAUCCAGACGGUGCCCUCAACGUCUGUGUUCAGUUCUCUGCUUAUGGAUGGUGUCCUAAUGGCUCUCAGUGCUCCAUGUCACAUGACACAGACCUUAUAAUCCAGCACGAUGAGAAGACCAGAGAAGACAAGAGGAAGAAGAGGAAGCGCAAGAACAAAAAGAAAGGUUCUCAAGGGCCCUCCGAAACAUGCAGUUCCCCGCAGGGCAAAAGGUCACACUUUGAAGAGACUGAGCUGGACCAGGCAGUGCCCACAUCUGAACAUCAGGAGAAGACCGCAAGUUCUGAGCCAGCAGAUGCCACACAUGCGUUCGAACCUGGGACAGCAGCCAGCAUGAAUGAAAAUGAGGAAUCUCAGGCAGAAGCAUCCUCUGAAGCUCCUGUUAGACCAAAAGAGAAGAAAGCGGAAGGAGGAACUCACCGAGCAGGGUUUGACGCUUUCAUGACUGGCUAUAUUUUUGCUCAUGCCAGAAACCUGACAGAAAACGCUGAAGAAUCCAGCACUGCUCCCCUCAUCCCAGCGUGUCUCAAUAAGCUCUUCCUCAGUGGCAAGUCUGUUCCUCUACAUGUAGCCAAAAGCACCUUCUCCAAGUCUUCAAAGGCUCACGUGCACAAGAUGGACUACGUCUGGGGAAAAAGCACUGCUGUAAAACCUGAAGGAACUGCAUAGAAACCUUUGAUUUUCAGAUUUCAAUUUUGUGAGCAUUUUUGGUCAAAUAAAAUCUAAGUUUUUCUAUGGUUUCCUCACCA
This is a messenger RNA of Carassius auratus (goldfish), 1550 nucleotides long. RefSeq names its product target of EGR1, exonuclease (gene toe1). Gene Ontology annotation, molecular function: metal ion binding; snRNA binding; 3'-5'-RNA exonuclease activity. Lineage: Eukaryota; Metazoa; Chordata; Actinopteri; Cypriniformes; Cyprinidae. Gene Ontology annotation, cellular component: Cajal body. The transcript has 7 exons. The record is from RefSeq and is a predicted model, not a curated record. Gene Ontology annotation, biological process: snRNA 3'-end processing. Bases 7 to 1470 code for a protein of 487 amino acids.